UGGGUGGGGACUUGGGGGUCUGGGAAGGUCUAGGAGGAGUUAGUGAACUGGUGAGAAGAUCGCUGUGAGAUUUGGAUUCACAUAGCAAGGGACAGGGCACAGAGCAUCUUCUCCUAUCAAGGAGUGCGUUAUUUUCUCCAACCUGGAUACUUUGAGCCAGUCCAGAAAGAUGAGGAACUCUUACCUCAGCAAAGAGGAUAAAAAGUUAAUGAAACCGGUAAUAGAGAAGCGAAGAAGAGACCGCAUAAACCAGAGCCUGGAACAUCUGAGGAUGCUUCUUCUGGAAGCCACCAAAGAUGAGUCUCUGAAAAAUCCCAAAACAGAGAAGGCUGAUAUUCUGACAAAGACGGUGCAUUUUCUGAAACUGUGCCAUGAGCCAGGUACAGAGGAUGCAAUGAAGACCAAGUCUGGGUUUAAAGGUGGAUUUCAGGAAGGACUGAGCCAAGCUGCUACCUUCUUAAAUUCAACUGCCAGCAUUUCUGAGACAAAGAGAGGUUAUGUUGUGGAGAAACUUUGUCAACACAUGGAAAACAGAACUUUCAAGAGUUUGAUAGAACCUGCACAAGAGGGACCACUGGGAGUUAAUCACAGGGAGACCAUCCCAAGCCUACCUCAGAUCUCUAGGAUUCCAGUAGAACUGAAAAAAACGGACCAAUGUCCUGAAAGACAGUCUUGCACACCACUUCCCCAAAACUACCAAUCCUCCUCCAGUUCCGUUGAAGUGUCUGGUUUUAGGCCAGAAUCUCCGUCUUCAACGCAAAAAGUCCACACGAACAGCUCAAAAGAAUCCGUGCAAAGAACACUCUUUCCCGCUCCUACCUCAAACUCUCAUGUACCUCCAACCCUUGUGUGGAGACCCUGGCCAUAAAUCGUUACUUUUUUUUAUUUUAUUUUUUGGUAUUUUUUUUUU
Messenger RNA from Pelobates fuscus (common spadefoot toad), 910 nucleotides. Its product is annotated as transcription factor HES-7-like. The transcript has 4 exons. Gene Ontology annotation, molecular function: DNA-binding transcription factor activity, RNA polymerase II-specific; protein dimerization activity; RNA polymerase II cis-regulatory region sequence-specific DNA binding. The record is from RefSeq and is a predicted model, not a curated record. Lineage: Eukaryota; Metazoa; Chordata; Amphibia; Anura; Pelobatidae. Bases 170 to 868 code for a protein of 232 amino acids. Gene Ontology annotation, cellular component: nucleus. Gene Ontology annotation, biological process: regulation of neurogenesis; anterior/posterior pattern specification; regulation of transcription by RNA polymerase II.